ACGAUCACGGUAGCUUUCUUGCAGAACACCGAGGUGGCGCCACAUUCCCAGUCCAAGGGAGACGUGGAUUCAAAAAGUCGACGAAGUCCUCGUAGCUCCUCCCAAGCCCCCUGAGGAAUCUUUCGGAGGAUUCAGAGUGUUCGGAGCUUUCAGAGUCCCGCAUGUGAGCAGCCGACGCUGCCGCAAUCGGCUCGGCAGCGCUCUUCCCCGCGUACUGUCAAAAGCCAGCGUCAGUGAAAGAAGAAUCUUUGUGCGGUUUUGAGUUUGCCACGACGUGAUUCUUUUGUGAUCGCUGUUCGUUACAGCGGUGCAGCUUGUUGGAUAGCGCAACGGCACUCUUACAGCUCUGGAUUUAUCUGCAUUUGCGAUAGGAUGGACGAGGUCAGCAUUGUUUUGACUUCUUGAGCAAUGCCUGCCCGCUGCACAGGGGGCACCGAAAGUGACUGUCAAGCUACUUGAAAGCCGUUUGUCAGCAUGGAGACGAGCUGAACGCGGGACCGCAGCACACAGCCGCCACUGCCCGUGCCGACGUUGUAGGGUAGAACUGCGCCAAGCGGCGGGCGUUCCUCGGGCCUCCUCCUCGCGCGAUGGACCACUCGGUGAAGGCGAUGCACCGCAAGGCGGCCUUCUCGAGACUGCUGCGCGGCCGGCGCUUCGAGAACGCCGACCUGGAGCAGCUGUACCAGCGCUACACUUUCAAGCUGCAGCAGUCCUCGAUCGCCAGCGUCCUGGGGCUGCUGGUGACGCUGAACGUGACGCUGGCCUCGAUCGACCUGGCGUACCGUCGCGGCUCGCCCUCCCUGCUCGGGCUGCUGCACCUGGUGCACGGCCUGCUGUUCCUGGGCGCCUUCAGCUUCAUGGCCCUGCGCAGGCUCGAGGACUCGGCCCUGCUGGCCCUGUGUCACGGCGCGCUGGCGCUCGCCUCCACCUUCUCGCUCCUGUCCAUGCCGUGGUCGGUGGGCGACGGCUUCUGGCAGCUGCGGUGGGGCGGCCCCGCCGACGGCCUCUGGGAGCUGCUGUUCGUGCUCUUCCUGGCCUACACCAUGCUUCCGGUGCGCACGAGGGUCGCGCUGCUGCUGGGCGCCGCCCUGUGCGUCGUGCACGCGCUGUGCGCCGUCUUCUGCGCCCACGUCCCGCCCGGACAGGACAGGACGGUGCAGGUUGCUGCCAAUGUGCUGGUGUUUGUGUGCGGACACCUGGUGGGGGUGUUUGUGCAUUCCAUCAUGGAGCACGCUCAACGGAAGGCUUUUCUGGACACGAGGAACUGCAUCAAUGCCCGCCUGCACAUGGAGGAUGAGAAUGAGAAACUUGAACGACUACUACUGAGUGUGUUGCCACAACAUGUCGCCAUGGAGAUGAAAGAAGACAUCAUAGCUCCUCGAGCUGGCCAGUUUCACAAGAUCUACAUACAAAAACAUGAAAAUGUCAGUAUCCUGUUCGCCGACAUUGUUGGCUUCACAGUGCUGGCCUCUCAGUGUAGCGCCCAGGAGUUAGUUAGGCUCCUGAAUGAGCUGUUUGGUCGCUUUGACCAGCUGGCCAAUGACAACCACUGUCUGCGCAUUAAAAUCUUGGGCGACUGCUACUACUGUGUGAGCGGCCUGCCUGAGCCUCGUUCAGACCACGCUCACUGCACUGUUGAGAUGGGGCUAGACAUGAUUGACGCUAUAGCGUCAGUCGUUGAGGCCACUGAGGUGCAGCUCAACAUGAGGGUGGGCAUUCACACGGGCCGGGUGCUGUGCGGAGUGCUGGGCCUGCGCAAAUGGCAGUACGAUGUCUGGUCCAACGACGUAACUUUGGCGAAUGCAAUGGAGGCUGGUGGCAUCCCAGGGCGUGUACACGUGACAGAGGCAACGGUAGAGUGUCUGCACGGCGAGUACCAGUUGGAACCAGGCAGAGGGCAGGAGCGCAACAGCUACUUGCGUGAACACAAUGUCAACACAUUCUUCAUUCGACCACCUGCACACAGGAGAAAGCAGACGAUGCUGUUUAACCAGCUGCACGUCCGACGCAUGGCUGGUCGCAAGCUGUCUUUCAAGAAUGUCUCCAAUGUCGUAGUACAGCUGUUGCACUCUAUCAAGUACAGCAUUGAUGUGCCCUUCGCCAACAUGGCCAUGCCUGGCCCCAGUGGUACAGCUGAGAAGCAGCCAAGCAAAAAGUUCAAGAUGACCGACAAACUGCACAAACCACUAAAGAAAAGGCAUUCUGUGGUAUACCAUCAACCAAGCAAUCGCAUAAAUAAGUACCUGGCACAGGCCAUCGAGGCCCGCAGUGUGGACCGAGAGAAAUCCAAUCAUGUCAACAUGGUCACCCUCUGGUUCAAGGACAAGACCAAGGAGGAACAGUACCACCGUGAGAAGGAUCACGGCUUUGGCAACAGCCUCGCUUGCAUCCUAGGAGUACUUCUCUUGCUGAGUGGAGUAGAGGCCACUGUGCUACCAAGGACCUUGAUUCUCGUGGUGCUGUCGGUGACUGCAUUUGUGUGUGUCUCCCUGUUUCUCAUCUUAGUCCUGGCUGCACAACUCAGGUGCAUCCACUGGGACAUCAGCCGUAAUUUCGUUCUGCGAAUGUUCAUCACAAUCUUCUCAUUGCUGCUCAUCUAUUCUGUAGCCCAAGUCAACAUGGUGUCGUGUAUGGCUGACUGCCACAAGGAUGCAAAUGAGACGACGGCAUUGCCGGCCAGUCCUCACGGUGCGGAGUGGCCGCACCGGUUGUGCCCGCUGCCCCAGUACCUGGUGGUGUGCUGCCUGCUGACGCUGCUGCCUGCCUCAGCCUUCCUGCGCCUACCACUCUUGGUCAAAGUGUUGCUGCUCUGCCCCAUGGGCAUCGCCUUUCUUGCCCUCGUCGAGAUCUCGCAUGCACAGGUCUUCUUCUGCUAUGACCAAAAUGCCCACACAUUGGUACCACUGCAUGUACUAGCUGUGGUGGGAAUCGUCCACAUGCUGAUGGCCGUGCUCAUCCAUGGUCGCCAAGUAGAGUGGACAGCUCGCCUCGAUUUUCUCUGGAACCUGCAGGCCAAUGAAGAAAAACAGGAAAUGCACGACCUAGAGAGCAGCAAUCGAAGAAUAUUAUUCAACCUACUUCCUGCGCACGUGGCAACUCAUUUUCUGGACAAUCAGCUAAGGAAUAACAUGGAGUUGUACCAUCAGUCUUACAGCCGUGUAGGUGUCAUGUUUGCCUCAAUACCAAACUUCCAUGAGUUCUACAUAGAACUGGAUGGCAACAAUCAAGGUGUUGAGUGCUUGAGGCUUCUGAAUGAGAUCAUUGCAGAGUUUGACCAGCUGCUGGAUGGUGAACAGUUCCGAGCCAUUGACAAGAUCAAGACAACUGGCAGUACAUAUAUGGCCGCCAUUGGGCUCAUGCCUGAUGCACGAAUCGGGGAUGACCACGAAUCUGGUGCCAGCUACAUGAGUACCAUGGCAGAGCUUGUGUUCACCAUGAAGGACUGCCUUGCUGACAUCAAUGAGAAUUCUUACAACAACUUCAUGCUUCGUGUUGGGCUCAACAUUGGUCCUGUAGUGGCAGGAGUGAUUGGAGCCCGCAAGCCACAAUAUGACAUCUGGGGAAACACAGUCAAUGUGGCCAGCCGCAUGGAUUCCACGGGCCUGCCCAAUCACACUCAGGUGACGGAGGAAGUCUAUCAGCUGCUUCGAGACGGGCCCUACCUGUUCCAGUGCCGUGGGAAAGUCAAGGUGAAGGGCAAAGGAGAAAUGACCACCUACUUUCUCAUCGACCGCAAGACCAACCGCUCAGCGUCCAGCCCAAGGGAGGAGGGCGUCUCUGGGGGCAAUCCUAGCACAGUGGCUCAGCGGGAGGAUGAUAGCCUCUCUGGAAGUCUGCCUCCGCACUUAAGCUCAAACUCCCUGCAGCUGAGAAGAGAAAGUGGGUCCACUCCCAACAGCUGGGCAGGGCAGCACCAAAAGGCAACACCCCUGGCACCUCAUGAUGAUGUCCUACCGUACACCCAGCCCAAGCCUAUCAUUGUCUCAAGCACUCCUCCGCAUGGGUCCAGAUCGAGAGUGAAAACCGGAGUGUCUUCCAAGCCGGAGUCCCUUACACGUGGUGACCCCUGGGAGAGCUUGAAACAAAUAAGGGUGCCUCCCCCCUCGCUACCUGGUGACCAAAGUGAGGCUGUGCUGACUGAUGACUGCAGCCUCGACCCCCAGUCAGAAAGUGCGAGCAGUCACCUUGACGACAGGAAUUCUAGCAGUGGUAGUCUCAUAAUGGAAAGUCGCUGUUUAAAUGACCAGCCGUCAUUGCCACAUGGAAGCUUGCCCGGUCCUGGCUUUCCCUUGAUGUUGUUAAAAAAUUCAAACUGUCCUCAAGCAAACUGUAUGUACCCAUAUUCUCAGUCUAUGGGUGACUAUGAGGCAAGUCCCAAUAUCAUUGGCUCAGGUCUCCCUCAAGUUGGUUGCUCUCCUAGCCACAAUGUGAGACAGCCACAUGACGGUAAGUUAAGUCGCACAUUGCCAGAAGCAGUUGCUCCCAAUACAAGGGAGGAUCCAGAGCUUGCAGUGUAUUUCAUAAACGCUUCAGGAUCACGUAAACGAACUCAUGAAGAGGCAGUUAGCAACACGGUGGCAUCGCCUCCGGUUGACUCUCCAGAGCAGGUGCCUCGUAAACAGCUCUGCAACUCGAGUCCGGCAUCGCAACGACUUGUCUGGCAGCAUGGCAAGGUCAGGGCUCCACUCCUGUCUAUGUGCAGCGAUGCUGAUGAGUUGCCCAUAGAAGACUAUCUGGAAAAUGGGAACUGCAGUGUGACAGUCCAGCCAAGAUAUGCCAUGGGCGACAUGCUCAACGGAAACUCUCCGCGUGUUCUCAUGAGGCUUGGCGAGGACUCUGCGGGCAUCGCACUACGUUUGGCCGAAGCAGGCCACCCUCUUAGUGGACCACUGUUGCACCUUGACUCACGAAGCAGCUGGAGCAACGAUGGUUCAAGCGAGGCAGACGAAGAAGGAGCCCCACUGAUGGACAAUCAUGGUGGUGGCUACACGACGGACGACGCGUCGCUUGCCAACGACCAAGGGCUAACAGAUGCGGAGGGGGCCCUAAGCGACCUUAACUCGCUCCUCAAUGAUGCGGGCCACGAAGGGGAUGACACGAGUAUCUCCUCACGUGCCAGCAGCCGCUUGCUCAGCAUUGACUCACUCAGUGUUACUUAUGACUCAGAGUAUGACAACUAUGGAGUUGGUUUCAAUGGUGCCAUGGGCCGCACUGAGGACCUGAGGUCACUCACUGACUGCAUAGCUCGCAACUUCGGCCAUUGCGUGAGUGACAACGAAGACAGUGACGUGCUUGCUUGAUACUUCUCUCCAGCCCCCUUUGCACCCAAAUAGCCUGAUUGGUGACAACUACAAUAUCUUUCUGGCUCUUUUAAAAAAGAUUUGCGUAUUGACAUGCUCAGUAUACAUAAAUGCACAUCUUCAUUUGUUUAUUUCUGCCAUAGCUCGUGUAGUAGUUUCAUGUUUAUCCAAGCUUCGGCCUUCUGUAAUGUUCACUUCUUGGGAUACAUCUCAACUACCUGAAAGACAGACCAUCACAUCCUAAAUGCACAAUAUAAAGAGUGAAUGAAAGGAUUGGCCACAAAAGUUUCAUUGCUAUGUAAACAUAAUUCACAAUGAUAUGUUCGUAAAAGGCUAGGACUCAAGGCUGCCAACCAGAUUACAUAAGUUAGUGACAGACCAACAUGAUGCCAUUUUGUUGUUUCACUCUUUUUCAUAAGUGUCACCAUGACUUUAGGAGUCGUUUUGAGAGGUAUAUUAGAAGAGUUAUAAAGCGUGAGCUUCAGCAGAAUAUUUUUACUUGCUGGCCAUUUAAAGCUGGGCAAGAUUACAAGGUAGCAUAUUGAAAGUAGUGCAAAAAAUGGACGUUACAAAGUGUUUGUGCUAUGUUUCCAGAAAGCUGCACAGCAGUUUCAUACAGAAGUGGCAGCUUGCACUUUAAAUAGUCGUUUUAUUAUGCUCUGAAUCGCCACUUAGUGGAAUUUGAUGUGUAUGCUGGAGUGCACCUACCAUUUCACUCGAAACUAUUUCACUUCAAUGCAGUUUGUUUGUCAAUCUGCUACCCAGCCAACUUUUCCGGGAGGCUGAUUUUUCUGGGUAACCAAAACGUGGCUGUUUCUAGGCUCAUGCUCAUUCAAGACUGCACUGUCAAAAAUUGUAUUUUUGUAGAAGUGGGUGUGAAUGCUUUUUGAGGAGUGGGUCUAGCUGUCUCUUAUUGGGAAUUGUUUAUUUCUUAACACAUGUGAUCUCUAUGAAAAGCACAGUACAGCCUGCUGUAAUAACAUCAUUGUAGUUGGAAUUACUACCGAGUAAGUGUUAAAGAAGCACAUGUGUACUGAUUAUACCACUGGAAAAGAAAGAAAAAUGCUUGCUCUUAUUUUUUAUUUUCUCACAGUGAUAUGCACUUGAACACUUGUCUGGUCAUAACAAUGGCUGGAGAAAUACAACUUCACUGUAAGGCAGGAACAAUAGAGACAUCUAGUUCUUCAGCGUCUGUUUGCAUGAGCUGCCAAACUUGUGUGCACACCUCCAAGCUCAUAACAGUAACAUGCACAAGUGCCUUAGUGUUUCUUGUUCUGACAGCCACUGGCAUUAUCAGCAACACUAGGUCUAUUGGUAAUUGCACCUCAGCUUACGUUUCACAUGCACAUAGAAAAAUUGUGCCACACAGGACCACAGUGUACUUUGGCCUACGUCAUGGCUGAUACAGCGCACAUUCAAUCAUGUCUAUGCCAUGAUCAGUGUGCUAGUGCAGCACCAGUGAUAUGGUGCAAUUAUUUGAAGUGUAGAUAGAAUCCACCUUGAGCUUCAGUGACCCUCUCACCUGAUCUCACUGAUAAUGCCACUGGAUGUUGGUUGAAAGGGCACUGCCAGCUUUAUACUUCAGCAUAGCUAUUGAAGGUACUGAGGGGUGGGCAGUCUUCGCAGAUGGUGUGGUUGUAAUGAACAAGCUCCAAUCCACAAUUUUUUAGUUGUUAUAGACAGCAGAGAACUAGCACGGAUCAGCCGUUUGUGUUAUCUUUUUCACUUUGAUGUUACUGGAGAAUAGUAUCGCUUUAUCACAAGGAAGUACAUAAAAGAUAUCCUGAAAUGCUCGGACAUCACUAUGGUAGAGGUUUGUCGAUGCAGUUCAUUGCUUGGGUGAUCUGUACUUUAAGAUCUCGAAGGUGUGUUUCCACUGCCACUGAGUCUUAGUGGUGGCAGUACCUGCAUUAGCCUCAUGUAUGUUACACUGAACCCAUCGCGUUAUUGUUCAGGGCGUUUGAUAUGUUGCAUAAAAUGUAGGGUUGUCCUUGUUAGGCAGGUUUCAGUGGCUGUGGCCAUUUUAUGUAAACAUUGCACAAGCAUAAAAUGUUGUCUGCAGUUACACUGGUAGGAAUAGUUAGAAUUCAUCUACCACUUUCUGGCCAUGUAUUUUCAAUAGUAUGUACUGGCUUGCUGUUGAACUAGUCAUAGUGGGAACAUAAAUGCAGCAGUUGCAAAGAACUCGCAUGUAGAGUAAGUGCAGUUGAAGUUGAGAGAGCAGUCGAAGGAUUCAGUGUCACUUCAUCUGUUGUCUUUCUCGAGCCCUAAUGCCAGCUUGUAAUAAAGCUUCAGAUUGUGCAGUUUCAUAUGCACAAUAGUAGCGUUAGGUUACAACACAUACAUUUGUUAACUUAUGUUUUGUGUUUUUGUAACUACAGAAAGGUAGGAAGUUUCAGUUAGGUGGAAUUAUUCAUGGCAGCACAUAGUGAAUAAAGUUAGUGAAAAUGUCAGUGAAUAAGAAUGUACAUUUAACCCACGUUUAGAACAGUGCAGCCAUAGGCAAGCAUAUACUCAAAUGACAUGCACCAAACUCACCUGUCUUCCGAAAGCAUUCACACCUAAACUUCUAUAGCAUUUUUCCAUUUCCAGAGGUGACUGUCAUUUUCAUUAAAAGGAUUGUUUGCUAGGUCAA
Dermacentor andersoni is the source of this 7935-nucleotide messenger RNA. Its product is annotated as adenylate cyclase type 1-like. Gene Ontology annotation, biological process: cAMP biosynthetic process; adenylate cyclase-activating G protein-coupled receptor signaling pathway; intracellular signal transduction. The record is from RefSeq and is a predicted model, not a curated record. Gene Ontology annotation, cellular component: plasma membrane. NCBI's taxonomy places the organism in Eukaryota, Metazoa, Arthropoda, Arachnida, Ixodida, Ixodidae. Gene Ontology annotation, molecular function: adenylate cyclase activity.